Molecule: messenger RNA, 750 nt
Organism: Penicillium arizonense
Lineage: Eukaryota; Fungi; Ascomycota; Eurotiomycetes; Eurotiales; Aspergillaceae
Exons: 2
Coding region: 1-750 (249 amino acids)
Source: RefSeq, a predicted model, not a curated record
AUGUUUUCUAGACGAAGAUACCCACCCAGCAAAGUAUAUCCCGAAGGGUACGCCGAGGCGCUGGAGCAACAGCAGAAAUGGCUCGUUUGCGGUCUUCAAGAACUUUAUCGACGGAUAUGGGCAAGAGAGGGCUGUUCCGGAGACACUCUAGGAUACGAAUUCAAUGAAAAACCUCUCACGCACGAUUUACUCGUACGACUAGGUGCUAUGGACCAAGAUUACAACAACCGUUUUGAUGAAGACUUAGAGGCAAUGCGACAACGCUUUUGGGGGCACAGCAAAAAGCUCACGCCAGGAUCGGACGUCUGUAAAGACAGCUCAGAUACCGUCAUCCCAGACCAGAACCGUUUACUAAUCUCUCGAAGCUAUGGCUACACUCGAUCAACACAAUCCCAGGAGUUUAAGGCCGGGGCCGACCAGACAUCAUUGCCAGUACAUAAUGCCAGCAGUUCGGACUACUCCCAAGCUCAUCUUCCAUCUGGCCUGUUCGCCGAGAUGGAAAUCAUUGAAACCCUAAGUUACAGCGGUCCAGUGCGUAACGAAAACCAGGGGGCCAUAUUGGACCGUUCUUCUGAGAUCGACUGUGUGCCAUUCAUACAGCUUACAGACCCCAGGAGUGACUGCAACGAAUGUAGCCCACUCCUCACCUUGGACACGAACUUCUCAACAUGGGCAGAGUCGUCGUGGGGGUCUUCGCUCUACUCCUCGCAGCCAUUCUUCGAUCCUAUAUUUGAGGAGCAGCUAGAGUAA